Molecule: messenger RNA, 1043 nt
Organism: Paramuricea clavata
Lineage: Eukaryota; Metazoa; Cnidaria; Anthozoa; Malacalcyonacea; Plexauridae
Source: the annotation of a GenBank genome assembly
CAAACCAGAUUUCGGCGGCUAGCACCGCAUGCAGACCAUCAACCUCAACCUCUACCAGAGGAACUUUCUCGUCUCUAGACGCUGACUUACGUCGUUAUCAACUUGCUUCGUUAGCUAAAGGUACGAUUAAAACUUAUAGCAGUGGCGAAAAACAGUUCACGAAUUUCUACUAUCAAUUCCAUUUACAUAAGUAUGUGCCUCUUCUGCCAACAACGGAAAACAUUCUGAUUUACUUUGCUGUUUUUCUCGCUAAGACGGUAAAUCCAGACACCAUCAAAGUCUAUCUCGCAGCAGUACGCCAUAUGCAUUUGGUUAACGGCUACGACCUUCAAAUCACCAAAUUUCAACGCCUACACUAUAUUUUGCGAGGUAUAAAGCGAGUAAAAGGAGUGUCUACAAGAACACGCCUACCAAUUACAUUAGACCAUUUGAAAUUGUUUCACCGCAUAUUACACUCACGGACAUCGCCAACACAUGAUGAAACCAUGAUUUGGGCAGCGAUUUCCAUAGCAUUUUUCGGGGUUUUGCGGAUUGGUGAAAUGACUUGCUCCGGUCCUUAUAAUUCUUCAACAAAUCUUUGCCGAUCAGAUGUAAGUUUUCAUAACAAAAAACGUGGGGAUAACGAGGUUUUUCUGCAACUACGAAUUAAAGCGUCAAAAACCGAUCCGUUUCGAGCCUCAGCCACAAUAACCAUUGGCAGCAAUUCUGGUAUAUAUUGUCCAGUAAGGGCCCUUCAAACCUACCUUUCACGUGCGCCAACGGACUAUGCGGGACCAUUGUUUUGCUACUCAAACGGUGUUCCUUUAUCACGUAGUCAAUUUACUAAGGAACUACGAACACUUUUGGCCCAAGGUGGUCAUCACCCUGCUCACCAUGCAGGCCACAGCUUUAGAAUCGGAGCGGCUACCACAGCUGCGUCCCAAGGUUUGCCUCAUUGGCUUAUUCAAACGCUAGGAAGAUGGUCUUCCGAUUGUUACCUCAGGUAUAUUCGCACGCCAAUCAAUGUCCUUACAGACGUUUCAAAACGAUUGAUUGCAGAGUGA